UUACGGAUUNACGGAUUGAUUGCCCAUGGCUUCAAAGCGUGCCCGCGCCUCUACUGUCUACGACCGGAGUGUCACGGUCGUUCAUUUUGCUAUAACUGUCAGCGUCCAUGGCAUCCUUCUAGGAAUCCUACAACACCAGAAUCCACGUCCGAUCCGGACGAUUCCACACCUCACGUUUGCUCGCCGGAAAAUGAGGAGCGAAAUGACACAGUGGAAGGUGUCAUGGCAUUCUUUGGAGUGCGACGGCUCCGCCGUCGUACUUCAGCAAUCAGUGAACCGAGUCCCAGUCCAGCCAGUGCGUCCCAUCGAUUUUCCUAUCCUCGAAUGCAAUCAUCCGGACCAUGUAUCAGUGAAGAGGCGUCCGGCGAACCGCUGUUCGUUGCCAGUGAGACGGUCGGUCUGACCUCCAGGUGA
Messenger RNA from Echinostoma caproni, 414 nucleotides. NCBI's taxonomy places the organism in Eukaryota, Metazoa, Platyhelminthes, Trematoda, Plagiorchiida, Echinostomatidae. The record is from the annotation of a GenBank genome assembly.